ACUAUCCACCAACAGAUUCCACGUGUCGAAAGCAUAUCCAACGAGGCUUCCCACUGCAUUUGAUGAUUACAGUUUCAAAACCAUUGCUUUAUGGUGACAAAGUGAGGUUCUUCAGAAAAUGGUGGCACCCAUUGCUGUUUCUUCUCCAAAGUCCACACUUUUGCAGAACCCCAUCUAUUUGGGUGACUCAUCUUCAAGUUGUUUUGGGGGAUCUUUGAAGGGUCUUUGCUUGCAUCAGUAACCAAGGCCAAAAAGAAGAGACGUUUCCAAUUUGGCUGUGGCUUCUGCUUCUGCCACCCCAAGUGUCUCAAAGAGCAAUUCUGGUGGCAGGUUUUACUUUAACAUCACUGGAUUUCCUUUCCCACUUGGUCCUUUUCUGAACAGGCGCACUAUUAGGACUGAGGCUGUGAAAGGUUGUAUAUGGCUAUUCGAACAAGAGCAGGCAUUAGGCUUCAGCAGUGUUUCCACAAACAUAAGAAUGACUGUUAUCAAACUCAAAUCUGGGGGCUUAUGGGUUCAUGCUCCCAUAGCACCAACUGAUGAGUGUAUUCAGCUUAUUAAGGAAUUGGGGGCUCCUGUUGAAUAUAUUGUCCUCCCCACUUUUGCUUAUGAGCACAAAGUAUUUGUUGGUCCAUUUUCUAGAAAAUUUCCCCUUGCUCAGGUGUGGGUGGCACCAAGGCAAUGGAGUUGGCCAUUGAACUUACCAUUGGAAUUCUUUGGUAUUUUUCGUGCUAAAACCUUGAAAGACAAUGAUUUAUCCACUCCUUGGGCUGGAGAAAUAGAGCAAAAGAUUCUAAGCUCACCAGAAGUUGGAAUUGGACCUUAUGUUGAGGUAGCUUUCUACCACAAACCUUCAAAAACACUAUUGGUGACAGAUGCUGUUAUUUUUGUCCCAAGACAACCACCUGAGUGUAUAAGCAAAGAAUCCUUGUUAGCAUCUGCGAAAAAUGGUUUGGCUGUGAAACUUCUCAGUAAAGGAAAGGAGGUACCUGAUGAACCUGUAGUUGACGACAAAAGGAACCGACAAAAAGGAUGGGAAAGAAUGGUCCUACAAAUCUUGUUUCUUGGUCCAUCAAAUCUUUUAGAACCCAAUGCAAGCUUUGCACAGAUGUCACAAAAGUUGAUAGUUUCACCAAUUGUUAAGACUCUGGUCUUCAGCAAAGUUCCUGAGAAGGUAAUACACUAUCUGUCAUAUAAUUUAUUUUCUAUUAAGAAUAUUUUGAUCUGGUUCUAUUUGAUGUAUAGCUAUUAGUUGACAACUAUCUGU
This is a messenger RNA of Vigna umbellata (rice bean), 1267 nucleotides long. The record is from RefSeq and is a predicted model, not a curated record. NCBI's taxonomy places the organism in Eukaryota, Viridiplantae, Streptophyta, Magnoliopsida, Fabales, Fabaceae.